Molecule: messenger RNA, 15458 nt
Organism: Motacilla alba alba
Lineage: Eukaryota; Metazoa; Chordata; Aves; Passeriformes; Motacillidae
Gene: DGKD
Product: diacylglycerol kinase delta
Exons: 28
Coding region: 4086-7664 (1192 amino acids)
Biological process (GO): diacylglycerol metabolic process; intracellular signal transduction; lipid phosphorylation
Molecular function (GO): ATP-dependent diacylglycerol kinase activity; protein heterodimerization activity; protein homodimerization activity
Source: RefSeq, a predicted model, not a curated record
UUUUUCUGUUCGUCUUCCAUCUUUUCCCCAUAUCCUGUCUCUUUUGCAGAGUUGAAAAACAGCUGAACAAUCUUCACAGCGCCUUUCAUGAAAAAUAAACUUAGUUUUCUUUACAAUAUGAUAACUCAUAUUUGUGCACAUGGGAAAUUACAUCAGGGAAAUACCUUAGGUUACUAUGUAUUGUGCUAAGAGUUGGCAUUCAGAGAUUUUCUUCCCUGUAAGCUAAGAGGGUUUGAUAGAACCUGUUUGCACAGUGGGACAGAAAAAUCUGUUCUGCUGAGGGAGUUAGAGGUGAUGUUCAUGUUUAUUCUGGAGAUCUUGCUGAAGGAAUUUAGUUUUUCCCAUAGGAAUUCAAAUAUGUAAACUUCUUUCUCAGACUUUAUUUGUGUGCGUCUGUGUGUGUGUUUAUAUAUGCCUGCUAUAUAUAGUGGGAAAGCAAAAGGAGGAACAGAAAGAAAUAGCACAGAAAUAACUGUGGGAUUGGUUCAGGAUACUCAUCAGAUGUGGAAUGUGUGCUGAGUAGUUGCAGUCUGGAAAUGUGGUGGUGUCCCUGCUUCAUUUUCUUUAGGCUCAGAAACUAGGAGGAAAAAUGAUUGUAUUUCUAAGGUGCAGAUGUUCUGCAAGCUCCAGUUUGGGGGAGCACCUGGUGUGCAGAAAAAAAGCCAUUAACAUCAGCCCUGCAGGGUGAGUGUCGAGCUGGUGAACAGCAGCAAACCUCCACACAGCUGCUGAGGGGGUCGGUACAGAGGAGAAGGAGGGCCUGGGGAAAGGAAGUGCUGCUCUAAGCAAGGUGAAGGGGAGAGCAAUCCAGGUGGAGGGAAGAAUCCUUCCUGGUCCUGCAGGUGGCGACCAACACUGUGCAGUGUGCCUUGUGCUGCAGCAGGAGUGAUCUGCUGCUUUAAACGUCUGCCAAAGGGCAUUUCUGUUUGUAGCUGUAGGUUUUAGCUUUGCCGUGCCUGUGUUCAGAUAAAACCCCAACACCUUCCCAAAGCUUGGAAACACUUUCUACAUCCAUAGUUGGGCCAGUAGGAGGCAGAUCUGGGUAUGGUAGGUAGAUAUUGAUAUCAGGUGCCAAUGUGAGAGUACAGAGAGAAGGUUUAUGCAGUGAUAUGAGUAGGGAAUAUGUUUUCAAGACUGUGAUGUUAUUUACCUGUUAAUAAAGCAUUUUAUCCUGGAUCUUGCUUCAGUUUCUCAAAUAUAAAUAAGACUGAUUUUUCAGGUAAGCGUACUGUUUCUGUGCUGCUUACUGUUGUAGUUGGGAGAGAUCUAAUAUCCAUCAGGAAGAUGGCGUUAGGGACAGAAGGGAGCAGUGUAUUUGCUCUCUCAGAUUGCCCCAUCCGAGUCAAAUAGUGAAGAGUUAUUUCCAAGACCCUGGUAUCAGGCUCUGCCAGUCCCUGCCUUCCAUAGCUGGUAAAAGGUAAAGAGUUACCUUGAAAUCCAAGCAGGUACAGUUUGCACUGCCUCCAGCUGAGCAGUGUAUCAUGGUGCUUAGGUAAAUUCAAGAAGAGGAUGCUUCCUCAUUAUUUCUGUCUGCUCUUUCUAUCGUGACUUAUGGAGGCGCUUGACUCGUUUACCUUGAAGUUUAAAACCACUUAGGAAGUCAGAAGGUGGCCUAGUCUUGCUGUGGUUUGCUCUGUUACAUCAUUGCUCUCAGUGCUUUGGAUUCCUUGCAGUCAUGCAGUUUUAUGUUGGUUUUCUUUGAGACCACUCUGCUUCCCCUCUGUAUCUUCCUUUCUAAAAUUCAGAGUUCUUUGAUGCAUUUUUUUUCUCUGUUUCAAAUCUGUGUGUUAUGCGAUUUGAGGUUUUUCUCCUUAACUGAAAAUACGUAGCACUUGGUGUUGUAAUCAGAGUUUUAGAUAUUCUGAUUUUCUUUUUGGUUUUCUGUUUUCUUCAGUGGAGACUGGUACUUGUGGAUUUAUAAAUAAAUAAAUAAAUUUAUAAAAGAAUGGUUUCUUUCUGAGAAAACUCAGUCUCUGUCCUGUCUGUGCUGCCUAAUGUAUAGAUUCUGCAGGUCAGGUUGCCUGAAUGACUCCCCUAAGUUCCUGACAUAAAGACAAGCAACGAAAACAUCAGAUAAACCACUUGGAGGAACGAUGUUUAUCCAAAACAAGGAGGUAAUAAGGGCUGACCAGUCAGAAGAGCAACUGUUGAAAGUGCAUUGGGGGGCAUGGGGAGGCAGCCUCAUGAGAGGAGAAAACCGGAGCAUAAAGCCAGCAAAGGUUGUGCUGCUUGGAGAGAGGAGUAAGGUUAAAAAAUAGCUUCCAGUAAACCUUUUACAUAGGACAUGACUGACAGGCAAUUUGUUUGCUCUCAGCAGGAAGGAGAGCAAGAAAAGUGAGUUUCAAGACACAAGCCUCUUCCUUUUGAAAAAAGUGUGUAAUAAUAAAUUCCACUGUGGUUUCUUGGUUGAUCUUGCAUAGAUUUCCUCAAUAAGUGUAUCCUGUUUGCAAUGGGGACAGUUUUCAGGACUGCUACUCAGAGUUAAUGGAUAGAUGACUAUAGAAUGGGCUGGAAGCACAUGAUAUGGGGCAUUUUUGAGCUUACAGUGUUGUACUGCUCCAUUCCCUGAUGUGUAACGAAAAGCUUUAUGUUUAGCUUUGUUCCUUUAGGCCAGGCAGUGUGGCUGCAGUAGUAUUUAACAGGAAGCCUCUGGGAAUAAAUCUUACAGCAGCCCCAUGCCAGAGCUCUCUUCUCUCAUUAGGCCUCUAGGUGUGGUAUUUGCUGGUUCUGUCACAUCUCUGCCAUCUCUGUCCUUGAGAGUCAGCUGUCUACAAGGUAAAUUCUUCUGGGAUGUCUGGGCUGUGACAGGUGCUUUCCAUGUAUGAUCCCUUGGUACAUGGUGAAUAGAUCUCUCCCCAGUGCCUUUUUCUAGGGUUGCUGUCUUGCACAGGGUCUUAGAGAAAAUCUGCUGUGGCACACAUGCAAUGAUAAGUGUGUUGUCCUGGUAGUUCAGGACCCUUUAUUUCAAAGAGAGCAGUCAACUUUUAGCCUGGACUCUUGCCAUCAGUGUGUGCUGAUUUUGUGCUCCUAACAAAAUAGAAAUCAGCAGCAUUGGAUGGGCGAGGUCAGAGCCUGGCCCUGAUUUCUGAGCAGGGCUUUCUUAGCCAUACCCUCAAAACCUCUUGUGAUUUCUAAAAAGCUGAUAGAUGAUUUGGGAUCACACUGGGUACAUUGGGUCUUCCCAGUGAGACUUUAGUUCUUUCCAUGAACAGUUUUUUCUUGGACAGUGCAGUUUUGCCAUAACGUGAUUUGUUAAGGUGCCCACGUGAUAAACUAGCCUGCAGUUCUGUGAGGAGCAUUAAAACAAAAUCUGCAAUGAGGAUGAGUUCCAUGCUUUAAUCUGAAGUAGUGUUUUCUCAAGACGAUGCUGGGAAGCCUGGGUUUUACUGAUCUCUGUAUCAAAAUGAUCUGCUUUACCUGUGUCACGGACCUGAGCCAUCCAUCGUGCCUGUUCUCCCCUGCGACUCCUGCAAGGUCUGGGGACACCAAACAGUCUUUUGCCUGUUGCCCAAGUCAACACUUUGCCACCAGAGCUGUCCCCUCAAAAGUCUUUGAAAAGACUUUGUAUUGUCCCCUUUGGCCCAGUUUUGUAAAUGUUUCUGUGGUGAGCAAAUUCUUCCUCCUCAGACUGGUGUGUGGGCUGAAAAUCUGCUCUUUUCUAGAAGGUGCCAACUGAGUUAAGUCUGCUGUCUUCAGUGUAGUUGGUACAGUUAAAGAAGUGAUUCCUUACCAGUUCAUUGACCCUUUCUUGCUUUGUGGAGAAUUUGUAUAAAGAUAAGUUAUGCUUUUAUACUAGUCAAAAGUGCCUGUCAUCAUCAAGAGAGGGCCUGCAAAGGACAUCAUAUCUUCCCAGGUACGUAUUUUGUGUUCCAAUAUGAUUCUCACAUGGUGGUUUGGUAAAUGUUUUCCAGUUAUUGCUACCAAAUGGUGGUGUGGACUUUCACCCUCAUUCACAUUACAUGAAUUACAGCAUUUACUUCUUAUCCCAUCUGAUUCAGAGCUUUGAAAUCCUGUAGUAGAAAUAUCCUCUGUGUGGAGAGGGAAUUUUGUGUAGUUCGGUUUCUUCUUUCUGAUGCUUUGGUGAAAUGGAAGUUGGUUCAGAGCACGUUUUUGAGUGCAGGAGCCAUGCUAGUGACCCCUCCUCCAUACUUAAUGGCUCUUCACUGGAAGAGGUGGAGCUUGAGCUCCUGAGCUCCUGUAAACCCUUUUUUGUUGGGAAGUACCUCUCAGCUCAGCCGCAGACAGGAAACAGCAUAUUAUUACAGUCAGCGCCUGCCUCUCCACUUCAUUGCCGUCAGAAGGAAACUUAUCCCAGCUCCUCCUUAAGCAGGCAGCUAAUCAGCUUGUGGCAAUUGAUUAUCACUCCAUGUCGGAAGCUCAUCCUUUGUGCUGAUAACAGAAAAGAGAUGGAAGAUUGGAUUGCAGCACUGAAGACUGUCCAAAACCGUGAACAUUUUGAGUCUACCCAGUACAGCAUGGACCAUUUCUCAGGGAUGCAUAACUGGUACGCCUGCUCCCAUGCCCGGCCAACGUACUGCAACGUGUGUCGGGAGGCCUUGUCUGGGGUCACGUCACAUGGGCUGUCCUGUGAAGUGUGCAAGUUUAAAGCCCACAAGCGCUGUGCUGUGCGAGCAACCAACAAUUGCAAGUGGACAACUCUGGCCUCUAUUGGGAAGGAUAUCAUUGAGGAUGAAGAUGGGAUCUCAAUGCCACAUCAGUGGCUGGAAGGAAACCUGCCUGUGAGUGCCAAAUGCACUGUGUGUGAUAAAACCUGUGGCAGUGUCCUGCGUUUGCAAGACUGGCGCUGCCUGUGGUGCAAAGCCAUGGUACACACAGCAUGUAAAGAGCUGUUGCCAAACAAGUGCCCUCUUGGGCUCUGCAAAGUGUCUGUCAUUCCUCCCACUGCUCUUAACAGCAUUGAUUCAGAUGGUUUCUGGAAAGCCACUUGUCCCCCUUCCUGCACAAGCCCUUUGUUGGUCUUUGUCAACUCAAAAAGUGGAGACAACCAAGGUGUAAAAUUUCUACGAAGAUUCAAACAACUGCUGAAUCCAGCCCAGGUCUUUGACCUCAUGAAUGGAGGACCUCACCUUGGUUUACGCUUAUUCCAGAAAUUUGACACUUUCCGGAUUCUAGUUUGUGGUGGGGACGGAAGUGUUGGCUGGGUUCUCUCUGAAAUUGAUAGCCUCAACCUUCACAAGCAGUGCCAGCUGGGAGUGCUGCCCUUGGGAACAGGGAAUGACCUUGCCCGUGUUUUAGGCUGGGGUUCUGCUUGUGAUGAUGAUACCCAGCUCCCACAAAUCCUGGAGAAGCUGGAGAGGGCCAGUACCAAAAUGCUGGACAGGUGGAGCAUCAUGGUGUAUGAAACCAAACUCCCUCGCCAGGCCUCCACUUCCACAGUCACUGAAGAUUGCAGUGAGAAUUCAGAGGUACAGAAGAUUCUCUGCUAUGAAGAUUCUGUGGCUGCUCAUUUGUCCAAAAUUUUGACUUCUGACCAACACUCAGUGGUGAUCUCCUCAGCCAAAGUGCUUUGUGAGACAGUGAAGGAUUUUGUGGCUCGAGUAGGGAAAGCCUAUGAGAAGGCAACAGAAAGCUCAGAGGAGUCAGAGGUCAUGGCCAGGAAGUGCUCUGUCCUGAAAGAGAAGCUGGACUCGUUGCUGAAGACACUGAAUGAUGAAUCUCAAGCAUCUUCCUCUCUGCCCAACCCUCCUCCCACCAUUGCAGAGGAGACGGAGGAUGGGGAUGGGUCGGGCAGUGCUGGUGACUCUUCAAGUGAGCUCUCGGUGGGCUCGGCCUGCACUGCGCGGCCCCAGAUAUUCCGUCCCCGAGAGCAGCUCAUGCUGAGAGCCAACAGCUUGAAAAAAGCCAUUCGCCAGAUAAUAGAGCAUGCAGAGAAAGCUGUAGAUGAGCAGAACGCCCAGACCCAGGAGCAAGAGGGCUUCCUCCUUAGUCUCUCAGCCUCUGAGGAAGGCAAGGAGCUGAGGAAUGAGGAUAAGAUUUCCGUGCAGUCAUCACACAGCAGCAGCUAUGGAAUGUCCAAGGGCAGGAGCCAGAGGAAAGCCUCCAAGUCUCCUUGUGAAAGACUAAUAAACAAAGGAGGUUUGUCACUGGGCAGCUCUGCAUCUCUUCCUCCCCAGACAGGAAGCCGGGACAACUUGCCAAUGCUGAACACAAAAAUCCUCUACCCAAAUAUCCGUGCUGGCAUGUCAGGUUCUUUGCCUGGGAGCUCUGUCAUCAGCCGAUUGUUGAUCCAUGCUGAUCCCUUUAACUCUGAGCCUGAAAAUCUUGAAUGUUACACUGAGAAGUGUGUCAUGAAUAAUUACUUUGGAAUUGGACUGGAUGCAAAGAUUUCUUUGGACUUCAACAACAAACGUGAUGAGCACCCAGAGAAAUGCAGAAGUCGUACUAAGAACAUGAUGUGGUAUGGAGUAUUGGGGACCAAGGAGCUGCUGCACAGAACAUAUAAAAACCUGGAGCAGAAGGUCUUGCUGGAGUGCGAUGGGAGGCCAAUCCCUCUGCCCAGUCUCCAGGGGAUUGCUGUGCUCAACAUUCCCAGCUAUGCAGGAGGCACCAACUUCUGGGGGGGAACCAAGGAGGAUGAUACAUUUACAGCCCCUUCCUUCGAUGACAAGAUUUUGGAGGUGGUAGCUGUGUUUGGUAGCAUGCAGAUGGCAGUGUCGCGUGUGAUAAACCUGCAGCAUCACCGGAUUGCACAGUGCCGGACAGUAAAGAUCGCAAUUCUUGGAGAAGAGGGAGUUCCCGUGCAAGUGGAUGGAGAAGCCUGGAUCCAGCCUCCAGGUUACAUUUGGAUUGUUCAUAAGAACAGGGCACAGACCCUCACCAGAGACAGGGCAUUUGAGAGCACCCUGAAGUCUUGGGAGGACAAACAGAAGUGUGAGUUGUCACGACCCUCCUCUUUCUCUCUGCAACCAGAGAUCAUGUCUGAAGAAGAAUCCACCCAGAUCAUCCAGUUUGGUCAAGCUGCAGGUGCUCUGAUCCACAGCAUUCGGGAAAUAGCUCAGUCCUAUCAGGACAUGGAACAGGAGCUUGCCCAUGCUGUCAAUGCCAGCUCCAAGUCUAUGGACAAAGUCUACGCUAAAUCCAAGUCUACAGAGGGUCUGAACUGCAGCCUUGUUGUAGAGAUGGUGAAUAAUGUCAAAGCCCUGCACAAUGAGACAGAGCUGCUACUGGCAGGCAAGAUGGCACUGCAAUUAGAUCCUCCACAGAAGGAGCAGCUGCAGGCAGCCCUGGCAGACAUGGACCUCCAGCUGAGGAAACUGGCAGAUAUCCCUUGGCUGUGGCAGCUUAUGGAGCCCUGUGAUGAGGAGAACCAGAUGCUGGAUUAUUCUAAACGCAGCCGCAGUGGCAAAUUCCGCCUGGUGACCAAGUUUAAAAAGGAGAAGAACAACAAAAAUAAGGAGACUCACAGUAGCAUGGGAUUGCCGGUUCACCUCUGGGGAACGGAGGAGGUUGCGGCGUGGCUUGAGCACCUCAGUCUUUGUGAGUAUAAGGAUAUCUUCAUCCGCCAUGACGUCCAGGGCUCUGAGCUCCUGCACCUUGAACGGAGGGACCUCAAGGACCUGGGUGUGACCAAAGUGGGUCACAUGAAGAGGAUACUGCACGGGAUCAAGGAGCUGAGCCGGAGUACUCCUGCCAGCGAGGCUUAGCCUCUGUUUUCACAGCCUGUGUCUACCAUUCUCCCUAACUGCACAGGAGUCACCUCACAAAGCAGAUGUGCUCACAGCUAUCUCUGCUGAACAGCCAAAUUUUAGCUGUUCAGAGCUCAUAUCAACCAAGCAUGGUGCUACUUUUUUACUGUGGGGUAUGGCUGCAUCCAUUGAAGAGGCACUUCCUCUGUGGUUGGCAGAGCCUCCUGGAGAGAACUCACUCACUGUUUGAAGAGCCAUGUCCUGUGUCAUGGGAAGUUCUGGUUCCAGGGACAGUGCAGGACUCCUGAAUACUGCAACACAGAUACCUUUACUGGAUAACUUCAUCACAGUAGAAUCAUUCAGGGCAAAAGAUGUAUUGGCCAGUCUUAAUUCAGGAGCAUCUGACAGUCUUUUCAGACCCAAAACUUUCCUGCUCAUUUGUGUGUCACACCUGUAUUUAGCAUAUUUAAGUGGGACAAAGCCUCUCCUUUCAUCUUACUAUUCCCUUUUUAAUGCAUCUGUAGUUGUGUUUAAUUUGCAUCUGUGCAGACAGUGCAGACCUCUUCCCAUGAAUAGCAAGUGAUUCUCAUUCACUCAUGCUUUUGCAACAAACAGUGCAUGUGCUUCAGACAGGAUUUGCACCAGCUGGCAGGGCCUUCUGCUGAGCCUGCUCUCCUCUACCAGCCAGAGGCAAUGGUACAACCUUUAGGUUUUCACAAAAAAAGUGGUGCUAAGUCAUCACGGACAAUUGUUCAGAAAUUCCUGGCAGUAAGAAAAGAAAAUUCUGGAGAGCCAAAUAGUUACAGGAGAUCAGCUCUGACAUUCCUUCUUCUGAAUUCAUCUUUGGGAGACCAGUUAAAAAGGAGAAGAAAGCUAAUGAGCUGUUUGUGCUGCACAAGAAGGGAGGUAUAGGACAACUUGCUUCAUCCUGGAGGAGGGAGCACCAUGGCAAUGGCCAGGUGUAGUUUCCUGCCUGUUUAGUACCACUUCUGUGGCCACAAACACGAGAGCUGUUUCUUUUCUUCAGCUUGCAGUGUAGAAAACUAUUUGUCAGAAAAUAUGUGAUUUAAGUCUAGUACUUGUAUCUUUUCACCUGUCUAGGUUUCAGUAGCUUUUCCACCUUGCUUCUCUUUCUUGCUGCCUUGCUCCUUCACUCCAGGGUGAUACAAAAGAUUAGAGUAGUUCAGUUCUCCUGGGCUGUACCCCUAAAAGAUUGCUUAUGCUGUCAAACAUUGGGACUCCUGUAAGAGCACUGAGAGGAGGAGGAUUGUUACCAAGCAAAUGAGCAUCAUAAUGAAAACUGGAAUAUGUUGAUAAAUUGCCUUUGGUACCAGUGACAGUGGAGCAUGGAAAAAUUAAUGCCUCUGGAUCAGAGUUUCUAGAUGGCUGACCUCAGUUGGGUGGCUGUUAAAGCCCAAGACCAGCAUGCAUAGUUAUAUCACCAUCUUUAUCACUGCAGAGGAAUUUGGCAACAGUCAGUGCUGUAAAACGUAAGAGACAGCAGAAAAUUUUAAUUACUCAGUCAUUUUCUGUGUGUUUAUUUAAUUUUUUUUUAUUAUUGCAGAGUGGCAUCUGUCUGACUAUGGCUGCAGACAGAAAAGCCCACAUGCACAGUGGCAUAAAAGAUAACUUGCUGAGGACAUAAUUCUUUUUUUUACUUGUAAGGAUUUUCAUCAAGUUGAUAUCACUUUUCUAGUCUAAUAACAAUCAGUCAAGCUAGUUUAUGUAAAGAUUUGUCAGCUUAUAAAGGCUCUCGGCUGAUUUUGUUUCAGCUGGGCAAACUCCAUGGAAUUCCCUACUAUUUCACCAAGGGUUAUUCUGACUCUGCCUGUCUGUUGUAACCAGACACAUUCACCCAUGUGUCUCCUCGUAGCCUGGUGAGUGACAGGGUUUGUGUUGAAACUCAUGAGCAGGUAAAAGAAGACUAAAUGUGCUUGAUCCAGCUAGAAGCACUUACAGUAUAAAUACUGUGGGGCCUGAGCAGGAAAUAGUCCAGCCUUGCCCUGAAUGUAUUUCUCCUAUGUAUGUGUUGGCAGUUGCUUCCACAGCUGUAUUUUUUAUUUGUCAGUACAGACUCCCUCUAGCUAUAUUGAAUUCCUGAGGUAUCAGGUAAGUAAGAAUUGCAAGCAUACUGUAUUGUCCACUUGCUUGUUGAGGCACAGAGCAGUGUCUGGAUGACAGUGAGGAGAAAUCUCUUCAGGAGAGCCCCAGCAUGCAGCCAUCCUCAGUGGUGGUGUGCAGUGACCUCGCAGUGUGUGCAUCCCACUGUCUAUCCCAGAAUUGUGCGUGGCUGGGACAUCUAUGUGCCUUCCAGGAGAGUGCAGCAGGGGGGUGAGGCAGGUGAUAGCUCCAGAGAAGAGGUGAGAUCUGGGUUUGUUCUUACAUGCAGUGAAGGAGCUGUUCUGUGAACUUUCCCCAGCAGCCUCGUGGUUAAAGAUGCAUAAACAAUAAGUGCUUGCCUUGCAUAAUCCUUGAGGGAUUAAAUUCUUGCUUCCAUAGAAACAGCUCCUCUCUACUCUUCCUGCCCAGAGGAAUGGAGGAAUCCAAAGAGUUUUUACAUUCAGGUGUGUUCCUUAAUUCAGGCUAUAUCUAUCAAGACCUGAUGGCCAUUAGCCAUUUGCAUGAGUGAUGAGGCCUGCACAGACGCAUCUUUAUUUCUUUUGCUUUUUUGAUCUGUGUGUCAAUGCCUUCAGAUCCUUUUUGUGCACAUGGGCAUCUGUCAGUGGGUUGACAGCCACUAUAUUCCUGCCUUACUUAUCAGAGGCAGGAAGGGAGUUCUUCCUUUUUCUAAGACCUAGAAAACGGGAUCCACAUUUAACCUGAGUGCCUUUGGAUAUUUAUUAAGGUUUAGAUCUAAGAAACCCCAAAGUGUUGUAGUUCUCUGUCUCACAUAGAGAGUGCAGUGCAGUUUUUUGUUGGCAAGAUUUUGGUGAAUAGAUGAAGACAAUUUGUGUUGAAUGUCAGUGAGCUCUAUCUGCAAAGUAGGGAGCCGGGUAGAACUCCUGGCUACUGCCUAUUCUGAGUUUCUCUUCUGACAUCUGAUAAUUUUUUGUGGGAGAAAAACUCAGGAAAGACAGUUAGUAAAAAAUAUGCUGCUUUGCCAAAAAUAAACUGUCCAGCAGUCUCAGGAGCACCAGCCUGAGAGAAGCUAGAACUGCACAUAUCACACAGGUGGUUUAGUCCCUGAAGGAACACAACUCCUGUGAAAGCCAAGCGGCACCUUCUGUUUGCAUCCCUCACCCCUGGCAGUGGCUGCAGUGAGCUGGGCUCGGGGUUUCUUCUGCUUGGAAGAGGCUUCAGUCUGUUCUCUCACAUUCUGGUACCAUCCUGGAUAUUUCAUGGCAGAGUCUGGGGAAUGAUGGUUGGGGCUAAAUGAGAUUGCGUGCAGUGGAGACUGGAGGGGCUCUUGGCAGUGCCCUGCCCUCGGGAGGGCUGGUACAGCCUCUCCUUUGUACCUUGUGGGAUGUCGGCAGGAGCCAGCACAGUGGCCAAGGAGAGCUGUGCCGCUGGGUGCCUGGAGGUGCUGGUCUGGCACCUGGGAGCCUCCAGCUCUGCUGAGGCCUUCGUUGCCAGUGCUACUUCUGCUUCUGCACCCAAAUCGUAUGGAAAGCUUCGACCAUUGUUUUAGUGUUAUUUAAAAAUGUGCAUAAUAGCGAUGUGAUUUAUAAAACAGACUGUUUACAAGACGUAUUUUGUAUCUUAAGAUGUGUGUACUGUAAAAAAAAGGAAAGUAUGAAAAAUGAUGUUUUCUUGAACUGUCAGCAGUGACUGCAUGUCUGUAUCAUUGUCCACCGACCGUUGUUCCUCAGGGGUCUCCCCACCAUUCCUGCGAUCCUGUCAAAAGCAUCGGGGAGCAAGUGAAUCCCUGUACAGCCAUGGGAAGAAGGUUUUGUGCCUUAAGAAUGGGACCUGCUUCCCUCCUAUUUAUUUUGUUAAUUUAUACAGUGAUUACCAUGGAAAUGUCUCUUGGGGUUUUUUUGUACAUAGUUUACUUGUUGUAAAUAUGUUUUUCUUGUAUAUAAAGUAAACAUGUUUCCGAGCUUCCAGUAAGGAUUCUCUGUUGCUGAUUUUGUUGUGAGAGGGCUGCUGUGCCCAUCAGGUGGGAACCACCUAAUAAAAACCUGUGCUGUAAUUAAAUGUUUUAUCCUGGCUUGCAUGAGAAGUUCAGAGCUUUUCCUUAGAGAGGAAUGAAAUGGUAAAUGUAAGUCUUGUAGACUAAUUUUGUAGCAUUUUUUGUGUUGGUUUAAUUGGCGUGGAGUAGAAGACAUCAGGUAGUUUAAUUUUUUUAGCUAUGUCUUGUAGUGAACAAACGAUGUUUUAAAUGUGGUGCUUCUGCUGGUGUUCAUCCUGAUCAAAGCUCUGCUGGCAGCAAACCCACAGCUGGAUGGGAACACGCUGUCAGACAGCAGGGCUGUGUUGGUUGCCCCUCCUCAGGUGCUGUUCCUGGCUAUGGUGCUGCAGGGCCAGGAUGAGAAGGGAGCAGUUGUUCUUUCCUCCACCUGGGCCUCUGCAUAUUCUGUUUAUUGCAGGCAGUAUGGACAGUGACUGGAAUAAGUGAAAAUACAUUUACAAAAAUGCAGGAGAAGUGAAUUUUCUCAUGAAAGUAUAAAUGGCACCUGUAAACUUGAAACAGAAUUUGGCGUGUUUGGGUGAGCAGUUCAUAGAGUGGAUUGUGACAAGCUUUCUCUUCCAUCUAUACAGAUCGGUGUGUUCAUACGAUGUUGAUAGGAGACUUCCAGAAGAUUUAUUUAAAUUGAGAGGAUGGUUGUAGAGUUCCACAGUACUGUCACAAAGUGGGUGGAAAGUAAGUUACAAUGGUCAUGGAUAUUUUCUAUGUGAAAAACAUCUUUGUACAUGGUAAUUAAACAGAAGUAUGGAGAGAGUAGUGUAUGGAACAGGAACAUCAUUCUGAUGUUACAUACUCUUGCAUGAUAAAAAUGGUAAAAUUUUCAUUUUACCAUUUUUCAUUGGUUACCCAGUGGCAGAAUAAGGAGAAAAUAAGAACCGUGUUUACUCACACAGGCAUCAGACCCUGAGUGUUAGGCUCUGCUUUAAGUGGCACUACAGAAAACGUGCAAAGAAGGCAACAGCAGAGAUAGAAGAUAUUCUUACUCCUCUGAUACAGGUUAAUUAAUUUUGGUCUUUUUUUCAAUAAUGUGGCAGAAGCUGAUAGCAAAAAACUUACUGCCCCACUCAGUGUGUCAUUACAGAAUGUUAGACCUCCUUCCCAGGGCUGACAUCCUCUUGGUUUAACUACCUAAUGGAUCUCAGGGAGAUGGAAUGGGUUGGGAGGAAGAUGUGCUAUGAAGAUUUCUACCAAUGAGUUUAAAUACAAAAGUAUGAAUAACUGCACCCCCUAGCUGGGCCUGGAGUAGCUUGAAGUGUUUAAUUCUCAUGUGGGCAGAAUGAAAAGGUCCUGAGACUGGAAAGUGACAUUCCACAUUGAUAACAGCUAAAAGAGUCAUGGCAGUUCUCCAGCAACUUCUGUCUGAAGAGUUCUAGCAUUUUGCAUUUACCAAGUGACCUGGGAGUGUUUUUCUCUACAGGAGAGGAAGAGCUGAGGCAGGGUGCAUGUGACCUAGAAGACCUCUUUGGUUGACUUCAUGGUGAAAUGCAAGCCACUUGUGGCCUAUGGCUUUUCUUCAUGGGCUCAGGGAAGGCGGUGGCCUCAGCCCUCAUGUCCUCCUCCUUGAGCAGGUUGCUUUGCACUGAUGGGUUGCUCCAGAGGGGGAGUUGAGCAAGGUGAUGGUCUCUCAUCAUCAUCAGAGGCUGUGCAGAACUGCAGCCCCAGCAGCACUCCCAGGUGUCAGCAGAUCCCAGCCAGGGAAGUAAGAGGCUGGGAGGAAUUCGGUAUCUUCACAGGUUGUUGAAUUCCUCUUGUUCCCAAGCUGCAAACUGGAUUCACAGCAGCACUUCCAGCAGCACACAGGCUCUCCAUGGAGAGGGGUUCUUGCCUUUCUGGCACAUGUUCCAGUGCUCCUCUCAACUGCAAAACCUUGGGCUCCAAGGACCUUUUCUUUUCAGAAGAGCGACCUGAGGAGACUGAUACUUCAGCUUGGCUUUCCUAGGGAAGCAGGUGCAGUGUUUGUCUGGUGCUGUGUGUAUGAGCCUGUCUUUCCUCUUUUAAUGCCUGUUUGGAACUGCUAUCUUGUUUCUGACAGUUCACAGGGAGAGAUGAUGGCUCACAGAACACUGUGUUUCUGGAAAUCUUGCAAGAAAUCAGGACAUGGGAUGAGAGGAAGACUUUGAAAGAGUUCUGGCAGGUAGAGGCUCCAGUGUGCAUGUAGGAAGUAGGCCUUGUGCUUUUAUUGCUCAGUGAAUGGUUCAGAUUUGUUGCAAAUUAAAAGCUAUGAAAUAGGAAGCACUGAUGGAUGCAGCACAGGAUGACUGCUGAAGAGCUGUGGGGUUUGAUUUUUGUGAUUUUUUUUGCCACUUCUAUUUCCUUCUUUAUCAAAAUUUACAUCUGUCUAUAAUUUAUUUAAUUUGCAGAAAUUUACAUUUUUAAUUUCAAUUUAGAAAAAUUCGAGAGGAGCAAUUUGGUGCUCCUGGCUAAGAGGCUAAAGGCCAAGAACACAUUUGAGAAUUUGCCAGAAGCUUUGCUGUAGAAAGGCAAAAGCAGAGCUUUUGGCUUUCUUUACACACAGGAUGUGUAAUCACUCUGGUGUGCUCUGUCCCUUCAAGCUGCAACGGGGAGUAUCUUUCAGCUGUGAAAUUUGAAACAUGCAUGAUGCUUUUUUUUUGCUUCAAGGAGGUGGUUUCUUCGAUUGUUAGUGCCUGUUCAUAACACACUGAAUCAGAAGUCUCCACAGUGCUAAUGUAAAUUUCUGGAGCUUCUGUCUUGCCAUUUGCUUGUGAGGUUUCCCUUUUCUCCUCUUUACCCUCUUCUAGCCCUCCUUAGAAAAAUUCCUAUUUUUUAAAAUGAAAAUGAACUAGAAAACAGCCCAGCACUGUGGUUUUUUUUUAGAUUGAGAUUGGUUCCCUGGCAUGCAAAACUUAAAGUACCUGGACCAUCUUUUCUUCAAUCCUCUGCACCUGAAGUCAUAAGAUCACCUGAGAGUCAAAGUGCUGGCUUUUAAAAUACUUAUUUCUUCACUGCAGUGGCAGGAGAAAACAGGAAAACCAAACCCUCAAAACAAAAGGCGUGAGGAAAAAGUAAGUUGAAUUCUUACAGAGUAUCAGUGCAGGGGUUAAAAAAAAAAUAGGAUGUUUUGAGGAGGUUGACACAUUGGUUUGCAUGUUUGAGCUUGGCAGUUGGUAUGCAUGUCCUGAAUUUCCAAUCUUAUUUCUGAGACUAUUCCAAAUCUUAGAAACAAGCAUUUAUUCAAAACCACGUCACCUACAUGGCAGCAAAUAGCCAGGUCAGCUACAAAUAUGAACAAUACAUGUAAUACAUGGUAUUACCUGUGUUUCUGUUUAGGUUUCCUAUUUUACAUUUCUUCUCUUCAGAUGUGUUUCAUAAACUCAAUUUGCAGCAAAAAUGUGUUGUCAUUAAUCUCAGUGGAAGUUUUCUUGUUGAAUGGCUGAAGUGAGAAUGAAGCACAUACCAGCAGAGCUUUGUAGAGCACACAUCUUCCCCAGCUGGGGUAGGGAUGCAGCAAUCUUUUUAGCUGAAGUCCCAAACGGAUGAACUUCAUUUGAAGAGAGCUUGUUUUCAAGAAAGUCCAUGGCCAAAUUUGUGAGGGAAGAAGGAAGUAUAAGUUUUACAAGCUGUCAGAGCUCUCCUAAUCAGUGUCAUGGGAUGUGAGCGGACAUGCUGAGCGGGCCCAUCUUUCCCUAACCUCUAGUGGCACUUUCCCUAAUGAAGGACUCCCA